UGUUUUUCCGGAAUGGGGUGUGUAUUGUUACCAUCAGCUUGUGCACCCUUCAGCAUACUAAUUGUUUUGCUGCAUGAAGGAGGCUGUUACUUGUGUGUGUUGUAUUUUUGCAGCUGUUUUUCAUUAUUUAAGCUAAAAUCUGUGUUAAAAACACCCGGAAUGCUAUGCAGGUGUUCCAGGUCAGCAUCACUGUGUGCUUUUGAGAGUAGGGGGUGAGGAAUGCAUGCAUGUUUGUUUUCUAAUAGUCUCCAUCCAGCUCUUGAGGCCCCUAUUGUGACUGAAGUGGAACAGUUUUGGGGUAUUUUGACUCGAUGAUAACAUCCAUCUCCUCCAGACCCCAUGGGCCAUUCUGUCCACAGAUGCGGCACCUGAUAAGUUUGACAAACCUGUAACUGGAUGGUACACGUUGCUGUGGCUUAUCAGACUUUGACUCAUUUCAGUCUUCUUUUCUGAACACUCUAUCACCAGCAAUUUAGCCCGCAGUCACCUCAACGCUAGGCCAGGCAGCAUGGGGACGAACGGGCUAGACGAUCAGGCGCAGCCGUCUCGCGGGGUGUCCGCGAAGGAGCAGUCGGCCGCGGGUCUCCCGGACGAGCAGGGCGAUGGUGCCCAAGAGUCGGGGUGGAAGAAGGAUGAACAUUCAGCGGAGAGCGAGCGUCCACUCCCCCAGGAAGACAGCACCGUGCAAGUGAUCGAGACUGGGUGCAAGCCAAUCUCGUUCCCGGCUCUCGAAACUGACGCGGCAGAGAGCCGCGGCGGAGGAUUCGUGCCGCCCGAAGGAGGUUUUGGCUGGCUGGUGGUUUUGGCAGCCACCUGGUGCAAUGGGUCCAUUUUCGGUAUUCAGAACUCUUUUGGCAUCCUGCACAUGAUGUUGGUGAGGGAGCAUGCAGACCCCGAGGACAAGACGUCUCAGUUCAAAGUGGCCUGGGUCGGGGCUCUCGCCAUGGGGAUGAUUUUCUUCUGUUCACCGGUGGUCAGCAUGUUUACGGACCACUUUGGCUGUCGGAAAACUGCGGUCAGUGGGGCAAUCCUGGCAUUCAUCGGAUUGCUGAGUACAUCUUUUGCAAACUCCUUGAGCCUCCGCUAUUUCACUUAUGGAAUACUGUUUGGCUGUGGAUCCUCCUUCGCUUUCCAACCCUCUUUGGUUAUCCUUGGCCACUACUUUCGCCAGCGCCUGGGCCUUGCAAAUGGGGUGGUGACGGCAGGUGCCAGCCUCUUCUCCAUGGGUCUUCCGGUUUUGCUGAACAAAGUAGUGGAGCCGCUGGGACUCAGCAGAACCUUCCAGAUACUAAGCUUAUUUAUGCUUGUGCAAGCCUUACUGGCGCUAACAUUCAAGCCAUUGCUACCUGCUGGACCCUGCAUGGGACCAACUGGCCCUGCUAAGUCCCAUGUCCAGGCAGGGGCGACUCCUCCGAGCGGAAGCUGGUGGCAUAAGGUAUUGGCGGGGAUCAGAAAGUACUUCAACCUGCGAGUGUUUCACAUCCUCACUUACCGUGUGUGGGCAUUUGGAGUUGCUACGGCUGUACUGGGCUACUUUGUGCCUUAUGUCCAUCUGAUCAACUUUGUCGAGGAGCGGUUCAAGGGGGCCAAGAAGGAAUGGGUACUCCUUGUGUGUAUCGGAGCGUCAUCAGGAGUGGGACGCCUCACUUUCGGCAAAGUUGGGGACCUAAUUCCUGCUCUGAAGAAGAUCUACAUGCAGGUGGUGUCCUUCAUAGCCCUGGGCCUCAUGUCCAUUAUGAUCCCUCAAUGUUCCCUCUUUGAGGAACUUGUGGUUGUGUGUGUAUUCCUGGGACUGUGUGAUGGAUGCUUCCUUACCAUGAUGGCUCCCAUAGCGUUUGAGCUGGUUGGGCCCAUGCAGGCCUCGCAGGCCAUAGGAUACCUGUUAGGCCUUAUGUCUCUUCCAAUGACUGCAGGCCCACCCAUUGCAGGUCUUCUUCACGACUACUUUGGGGACUACAUAGUGGCCUUCUCUGCAGCUGGUGUGCCUCCCAUGAUUGGAGGGGUUGUUCUGUUCUUUGUACCCCUCAUACACCGCCGGCUGAAACGUGGGCAGACGGCAGCACCAGAAGAAACGUCCGCUCACAUGUUGCCCAAUGCCCAACCGACACCAAAGAGCUGCUCCAAUGGAGACAUGCUGCCCGGCUACAUUGACACAGUGACACAUAUCUGACUUAUAGUGGUAACAUAUGUUUAUACAUGACCGGUAGAAAAUGUUUCCCAUUUGUUGUCUCUAAACACCUUUUGUCAUCCUUAGAUUACCCUCUAGAUUGCGCUUGAGGGAGCGGCCCUUUGCCCACCUUUAAUUUCGCCUCCUCCUUUAACCUUGAUGGUGGUUUGUUGUUAAGAGAAACUUGUGUGAUCAGGUUUAAAGCUGUAUUGGUGAUGAUAAGAAGGCUCACCGCUAUACAAGUUAAGGAGGUGACGCGAAACACAGUCUGGGAAGGCAGCAAAAUAUUAACACAUAAAAUACCUCAAGGAGGAAUAAAAUGAAGAAUUUAUUAUUAUUAUUCAUAUUUUUAUCAAUAAUGGUAGUUUAUACUUGGGAUUUUUAGCUCAAAACCUUAGCUUAAUACUUUGUUGUGAUUUGGAAAUCCAAAUAGAAUAUCUUUUAAAUACAUGAGGUAUUGUCACGAAUGUACAAUCAACAGUAUACUUUGUCACUUUUACAAAAUAUUAUUUUAUGAUGUACUGUACCUUUAUCAGUGAGUGUGACUUAUCCAUUACCUUUUAAAAUGGAGGAUGAGUACUUUCUCUGCUAUAUUUGCUUCAACUUGUGAUGGCAUUAAGUUGAAUUACAUGGCAGAAAGGAAACUGACUUUUUUUUAGUGGGCAUGAUGGAAUGACAAGCAACUUCUCCUGUUCAAUCAACAUUGGUCGUGACAUGAAAAGCCUGUCUUUGAAUUCUGUAAUGGUAACAAGCAGUUAAACUCGUAUUCUCACAGGGAAACGUAGUCUGGGUGCUCCACCUCUGAUGUUGAUUACAGCUUUUACUGUAUCUUCAUAUCUUCUCUAUACAGCGGCAGCUGUGGCUCAGCGCCCAUUGUUGUAUGAAUGUGUGUGUGAACGGGGUGACUUUGAGGCUUUGUGAAGCGCUUUGGGCACUGUGAUGGUGUAGUUAAAGCGCUAUAUAAAGGCAGUCCAUUUACCAUUUUCCACUGAGACAACUCCCUGGGAAACAAAGUGUAUAUGUUGCUAAUAUCACGAGAUCAGCCUCAGUUCACCUGAAAAUACACUUGCAGCAUUAACUACUUCACCAACCGGCUUCACGGGAGACAGAAAGAAGUGCAACUGAGGAAGCAUACGCAAAGACAAGGAAAAUGUUGUUCAUAUUGCAUUUCAUGAUAUGUGCUCAUAUCAAAUUCAAUGCAAUGCUUAAUCAAAUUUGGCUUUUUGUUUUUAAAUCCUUCACAUCUUUUAUUGUUCUGUCAAGAUUUUUGGGAGUAGGGUUCUAAAUGAUGCUACUUAAUUUGUGACUUUCA
Phyllopteryx taeniolatus (common seadragon) is the source of this 3479-nucleotide messenger RNA. It is a transcript of the gene slc16a2, whose product is annotated as solute carrier family 16 member 2. Bases 509 to 2170 code for a protein of 553 amino acids. The record is from RefSeq and is a predicted model, not a curated record. Lineage: Eukaryota; Metazoa; Chordata; Actinopteri; Syngnathiformes; Syngnathidae. Gene Ontology annotation, molecular function: monocarboxylic acid transmembrane transporter activity; thyroid hormone transmembrane transporter activity. Gene Ontology annotation, biological process: transmembrane transport. The transcript has 8 exons.